Molecule: messenger RNA, 2572 nt
Organism: Spea bombifrons (plains spadefoot toad)
Lineage: Eukaryota; Metazoa; Chordata; Amphibia; Anura; Pelobatidae
Gene: LPP
Product: LIM domain containing preferred translocation partner in lipoma
Exons: 13
Coding region: 430-2256 (608 amino acids)
Biological process (GO): cell-cell adhesion
Cellular component (GO): focal adhesion; stress fiber
Source: RefSeq, a predicted model, not a curated record
UUCCCUGUUUUCCGGAAAUCCAAGAUGGUGACCUAUGUGAAGUUUUUAUGCUAACCGGGUAACUUCGUGGUGACAUCAUACUCAGGCGUUACCUGCAGCCGCUGCCGGUCUGGCUCAGUAUUACACAGUAGUGUCACGUUUAGUUGCCCCGUGAGCCUGGAUCAUCUUUAAAUCUGACUGCUCUGUGGCUGGAGAGCGUGGAAGACCGAGACAUUGCACAGUUUGACCAAGCGGAACGCAGACGUCUGUCACCGUGAUCUGGAACAAGCAUCCUCCUCAGAGGGAAUCCUUCUGAUGUUGAAGGAAGGGACUGGCAAUUUGUCAUUAUUCGUCUCCUGCAUUUGUGUCUGUCAGUUCUUAUGUUGUUAAAAAACACAAGUCAUUGACCUUGCUGUAAGAAUAAAACACAAGUCAAAGAAAAAUUUAAACAUGUCUAAUCCGUCAUGGCUCCCACCAAAGAGUUCAGGAGAUGGAAUGGGGCAUGUGAGUGCCCGGAUGGAGACCACUCAAGGUUUCGGGAUCCCUAGCAUCUCAGUAUCAACUCAACAGGCUCCCAAGAAAUUUGCACCUGUUGUUGCUCCAAAACCCAAAUACAAUCCAUACAGAGGAGGACCAUCUGAAGGCGGUGAUGAUUUCCCCCCUCCUCCUCCUCCGCCCCCUGAAGAUACAAGUAACCUCCAGCACGCUCCAGCACAUAACUUUCCUCCACCUCCUGCGUCUGACGAAGCAAUGUUUAACGUCCAGAUAAAUACCGGGGGCAAGACCAUAGAGGAGCGACGUUCAAGCUUAGAUGCAGAGAUUGACUCGUUGACCAGCAUUCUGGCUGAUUUGGAAAGCAGCUCUCCAUACAAACCCCGCACCCAGGGCUCUGGGGGACAAACUGGCACUUUGCCCCAUCCCACAGUGGGAACACCAGUGACUGGACACAAAAGAAUGAUUAUCCCAAAUCAGCCUCCCCUGACGGCAACCAAAAAGUCAGCAGCCAAACCUCAACCACAGUCCACUUCCCAGCCUCCACUAGCAGGAUCGCCAGGGGCUCCAAGGCCACAGCCAGUGCCUGCAUCUUACGCUACAGCUUCUACUCCCAACCGUCCCACAUUCAAUGUGCAGGUCAAAUCGGCACAGCCCAGUCCCCAUUAUGUACCCCCUGGCCCACAGCCUGGUCAGCCUUAUAACAUUGCUCCUAAUCAGUACUACACUCCACAGCAGGCCCGGUCUCCAGGACCUGCCCAAUAUGCUUCUCAGCCAAGUGGUCCUGAGUAUAUACCUCCACAACCUGCACGUUACUACCCUGAACCGAGAAAUGUCUACCCCCAGGGCAACCAGGUCAGGUAUCAAGAUCCCUACUAUCCAGCUCCACAGGGCUACGGAGGGAGAAAUGGCUCUGAGGCCCCCUACGGACAGCAGGGAGGAUGGAAACCAGAACCAGCUUACAUGUCCGGACCUGCUGUGGGUCAGCAGCCUGCUGGAUCUUAUCCACCCCCCAACUCUAAGAAGACUUACAUCACUGACCAACCCUAUGCCCCACCACCACAGCAGUCAAAAGCUCCAAGCUAUCCCGCUCCAGGCUCUGCUCUUCGGCCCGAGGAUGAACUUGACCGUCUCACUAAGAAGAUGUUGUACGACAUGGAGAACCCUCCUUCUGAAGAGUACUUUGGGCGCUGUUCCCGCUGUGGAGAGAACGUUGUGGGAGAAGGUACUGGAUGCACAGCCAUGGACCAAGUAUUCCAUGUGGAGUGUUUCACCUGCAUGACCUGCAACAGCAAGCUGCGUGGACAGCCUUUCUAUGCUGUGGAAAAGAAGGCCUUUUGUGAGCCCUGCUACAUCCGGACUCUGGAGCAGUGCAACGUUUGCUUCAAGCCUAUCAUGGAGAGGAUCCUGCGAGCUACCGGGAAAGCCUACCACCCUCACUGCUUCACGUGUGUGGUGUGCUUCCGCAGCCUGGACGGUAUUCCCUUCACCGUUGAUGCCUCCGGCCAUAUUCACUGCAUUGAUGACUUCCACAAGAAGUUUGCCCCAAGAUGCUCAGUGUGUAAGGAGCCAAUUAUGCCUGCUCCUGGCCAGGAGGAGACUGUCCGGAUUGUAGCUUUGGACCGUGACUUCCAUGUGCAGUGUUACCGCUGCGAGGACUGUGGAAGCCUACUUUCUGAAGGGGACAACCAAGGUUGCUAUCCUCUAGACGGACACAUCCUUUGCAAGUCUUGCAACUCUGCGCGUAUCCAGGCUCUGACUGCCAAGUCUAGCACCGAUCUGUGAAGAAAUAGUAGCUCAGGCUCAAUAUCAUCCUCCAUGCUUCUUACAACUUGUCAACCCAAUGGCCACUUGUAGAUCACCAGGCCUUUAUACUAAUCUUGAUCUAGACCACUGUCCUAUCCUCUGUAGCACAUUGUCAUUACACCACAACUACCGGUACUUAUUUUAAUAAGUAGUUAUAUUUAGAAAAAAAAAAAACCUUAGGGGUUCCUUUGUGCUCUACUUGUUUAACAAUGUGCCCUUAUUAUAUAGAGACAUAAUGCUUAUGUUCUGCAACCCAUUUAGCUUACAUUACAAAUGAUUCUCGGUUGAUAAAAUA